This is a messenger RNA of Candidula unifasciata, 804 nucleotides long. NCBI's taxonomy places the organism in Eukaryota, Metazoa, Mollusca, Gastropoda, Stylommatophora, Geomitridae. The record is from the annotation of a GenBank genome assembly.
AUGUCUCGGCUUCUGAUAAUCUUGUCGGCGUUGUUGGCGGUCACUUGGUCAGUCCGAAUAAUAGAUCUGUCCCACAAGCAUGGACCUGACACGUUGAUGUUUGCGGACUCUCCAAACUUUAGAAGAUCUGAUAUAUUUAGGGGCGACCUCUUACCUGGUGUUUUCGUUACUUACGGAAAAUACUCCAGUGGAGAACAUGGAGGAACACACAUGGAUGCUCCAAAUAACAUUAUAAAAGACGGUAGGUCAAUCAGCGAUAUUCCAUUGGAAGACACAAUCGCCGAGGGAGUUCAGAUUGACUGUUCACAAGAAGCCGCAAGAGACCGUAGUUUUCUAGUUCCUGUUCAGAAGAUACUAGACUGGGAGAAGGCAUACGGGCGGAUUCCCAAUGGAGCCGCUGUCAUAAUGAACUUUAACUGGUCAUCCAAAAUCAACAACAGAACACUCUACCUUGGAAAUGAGAGCGACGACAUCUUUUCUUAUGUGUUUCCAGCCGUCAGUGCUGAAGCAGCGGACUGGCUUUACACCAACCGCCACAUCAAGAUGAUAGGGACUGAUACAUACACACCUGACCCGCUUAGCGUCAACGGUGUGAAAGUCACAUCAUUUCCCGUACACCAGAUUUUGCUGUCCAACAACAGCCUCAUCGUGGAAAAUCUCAAAGGCACAGAACGGUUACCACCUACUGGGUUCAUGUUCCAUGCUCCCCCGGUCAAAUACGCGGGAAACACCGGCGCGCAAGUCCGCGCGUACGCCGUGAUAUAUGAGGCCUGUAACACCACAAAACCGGGGUCUGGUUAUUAA